Triticum turgidum subsp. durum (durum wheat) is the source of this 1683-nucleotide messenger RNA. The record is from the annotation of a GenBank genome assembly. Lineage: Eukaryota; Viridiplantae; Streptophyta; Magnoliopsida; Poales; Poaceae.
AUGAGGACGGCGGGCCGGACGCCGGCGACGAGGGCGCUCUCCUGCGUCCUUUUCCUCCAACUCGCCGUCGCCUCUCAGGGGGCGAUCACCAAGGGCGACUUCCCCCCGGGGUUCGUCUUCGGCAUCGGCUCCUCCGCUUACCAGAUUGAAGGCGCAGUUGCAGAGGACGGAAGAAAACCCAGCAUCUGGGACACGUUCACACACUCAGGCUACUCUGCUGAUGGAGCCACUGCUGAUGUGACUGCAGAUCAGUAUCAUAAGUACAAGAUUGAAGGCGCGGUUGCAGAGGACGGAAGAAAACCCAGCAUCUGGGACACAUUCACACACUCAGGCUACUCUGCCGAUGGAGCCACUGCUGAUGUGACUGCAGAUCAGUAUCAUAAGUACAAGGAAGAUGUAAAGCUUUUGAGCGAGAUGGGCGUCGAUGCGUACAGAUUUUCCAUUGCCUGGCCUAGGCUUAUUCCUGAUGGCCGAGGAGCUGUCAAUCCAAAAGGACUGGAGUACUACAACAACCUUAUCAAUGAACUCCUUAGUCAUGGAAUUCAGCCUCACGUAACGAUAUAUCAUUUCGACUUCCCUCAGGCUCUUCAAGAUGAAUACCAUGGGAUGCUUAGUCGUAAAUUCAUAGAUGACUACACGACGUAUGCAGAUGUGUGCUUCAAGAACUUUGGCGACAGGGUGAAAUACUGGAGCACUGUGAAUGAGCCAAACAUUGAGCCCAUUGGCGGAUACGAUGUAGGAUUCUUUCCACCACAGCGAUGCUCCUCCCCCUUCGGCAUCAGUUGCAACAAUGGCAACUCUACCACUGAGCCCUACAUAGUAGCUCACCAUCUUCUGCUUGCACAUGCCUCAGCAGCGUCCCUGUAUAAAGAGAAGUAUCAGGCCAAGCAAGGAGGAAAACUUGGACUCACAUUGCUCUGCUGGUGGUUCGAGCCUGCAACACAAACACCUGAGGAUAUAGCAGCAGCUGCAAGGAUGAAUGACUUCCACAUUGGAUGGUAUAUGCAUCCAUUGGUGCAUAGAGACUACCCACCAGUGAUGAGGAAGAAUGUUGGGUCCAGGCUACCAUCUUUCACCGCUGAAGAGCUAAAGAGAGUGCGUGGGUCUUUUGAUUUUGUCGGAUUUAACCAUUACGGUGCCGCUUAUGUGAAGGCUGAUCUUAGCAAGCUGGAUCAGAAGCUGAGAGAUUACAUGGGUGAUGCAGCCGUGAAAUAUGACACCGUGCCAUUUUUGAACUCAAAGAACCAGCUCUUGUUUGGGUUGAAAAUGGGUUUCAUGUCAUCAACAGCGUGGUCUAUGAGGAAAAUGCUGGAGCAUCUGCAGGUCAAAUACAAGAACCCUGUGGUCAUGAUCCACGAGAAUGGAGCUGCCAGCAUUGCUGAUCCCUCCGGUGGGAACGCCCCCGACGACGAGUUCAGGUCGCAGUACCUGCAGGAUUACAUCGAGGCGACCCUCCAAUCCAGCAGGAACGGCUCGAAUGUGCAGGGCUAUUUCGUAUGGUCAUUCCUGGACGUGUUCGAGUACCUCUUCGGCUACCGCAUGGGCUAUGGCCUCUACAGUGUGGACUUCAGCUCCAAGGAGAGGACGAGGUACCAGAAGCACUCCGCCAAGUGGUUCGCCGGUUUCCUCCAUGGUGGUGAGCUCAGGCCGGUGGCUCUGCCCGGCAAGGCCUAUUCCCAAUGA